UCGCCAUGCUUUUCUGGCACAGCCAACCUGACCAUUACUGGCCAAGCCCAGGGGAGAUGUAUCCCUGCUCCAGCAGCAACCUGAUCAGGGAGCCUCUGCCAUUGCCGUUCUUGAAGCAGGAGGAAGCCAACAGCAUCUCUACGUCGGCUGAACAGCAGUGCCCUUCCUUCCAGUAUGUGCUGUGCGCAGCCACGUCCCCGGCUGUGAAGCAGCACGAAGAGACCCUUACUUACCUGAACCAAGGACAGUCUUAUGAGAUCCGAAUGCUCUGUAACCCCAAGAUGGGAGAAUUGGCAGAAGGUCGCAAGAUGUUGAAGAGUGUGGCCAGGGUGGUAUUCCAUGACCGGAGACUACAAUAUACAGAGCAUCAGCAGCUAGAAGGGUGGAGAUGGAACAGACCGGGUGACCGCAUCUUAGACAUUGAUAUCCCAAUGUCUGUUGGUGUCCUUGAGCCCCAUAUCCACCCAACAUUGCUCAACACUGUGGAAUUCUUGUGGGAUCCCACUAAGAGGACAUCUGUGUUUGUCCAGGUCCACUGCAUCAGCACUGAAUUCACACUGCGCAAAGGUGGUGGAGAGAAAGGGGUGCCCUUCCGCAUACAGGUGGAUACCUUCCGGCCCAAUGAGAAGGACGAACACGUGGAACACUUACACUCGGCCAGCUGCCUGGUGAAAGUCUUUAAGCCAAAAGGAGCCGACCGGAAACAGAAAACAGACCGGGAGAAGAUUGAAAAGCAGUCUCUCCAAGAGCGUGAGAAGUACCAGCCUUCCUAUGAGAGCACCGUGUUGACAGAGUGCCCGCCAUGGCCAGAAGCUUCCAGCAACCUUCAUACUCCUCCGGCCACACCUGGCCUGCUCUCUCCGCAUCCCUUCAAGUUCCAGACUCCUGAAAGGGUCUGUUCCUCGCCCAGCUACGCGUUGGACAGCUCAUCAGAAAGUACGGUGGAGGCCCUGAGCCCAAGUGCCUCCAUCUUGGAAACACAACAGUGGCUGCACAAGAACAGGUUCUCCAGUUACUUCCGGGUUUUCGCCAGCUACACUGGAGCCGAUUUGUUAAAGCUUUCCCGCAGCGACCUUGUGCAGAUCUGUGGCACCGCAGAUGGCAUUCGACUUUCCAAUGCCUUGAAAGCCAGGAGCGUGCGUCCUCGACUCAUCCUUUACAUAUCCAGGGAGACAGAAGCAAGUGGGGAUAACAGUCCCAGUACACCUGUGCCUGACAUUUACCAAGAGUUGUAUCUGGAAGAACUAACUGCUACGGAGCUGACCAAUAAGCUGGCUGAACUGCUCAGCCUCCCAGCCAAUCAAAUCCAGCAGCUUUCCAGACAGGGACCUGCAGGAAUUCACAUCCUAGUGAAUGACCAGAUGGUCAGAAAUCUCCCAGAUGAGUCAUGCUUUAUAGCAUCCGUAACAAAAGCACAGAAUUCAGAAGGCUAUCACUUAGUUCUGAAAUAGACUGGGAUCUUCCAGAAGGCUUGCUGUUGAACCGCAAGAACAGUGCCAACGCGGAUGCAGCGAAACCAACACCGAGCUCACUGUGUCCUGAGAUUUCCCAAGGAGAGACCCUCCAACAUCUGGAACUGAAACUG
Messenger RNA from Sphaerodactylus townsendi, 1585 nucleotides. RefSeq names its product transcription factor CP2-like protein 1. Gene Ontology annotation, biological process: regulation of transcription by RNA polymerase II. Gene Ontology annotation, cellular component: nucleus. The record is from RefSeq and is a predicted model, not a curated record. The transcript is spliced from 15 exons. The coding region runs from base 6 to 1451 and encodes 481 amino acids. NCBI's taxonomy places the organism in Eukaryota, Metazoa, Chordata, Lepidosauria, Squamata, Sphaerodactylidae. Gene Ontology annotation, molecular function: RNA polymerase II cis-regulatory region sequence-specific DNA binding; DNA-binding transcription activator activity, RNA polymerase II-specific.